Molecule: messenger RNA, 1191 nt
Organism: Gossypium raimondii (Peruvian cotton)
Lineage: Eukaryota; Viridiplantae; Streptophyta; Magnoliopsida; Malvales; Malvaceae
Product: short-chain dehydrogenase reductase 2a
Exons: 3
Coding region: 170-1072 (300 amino acids)
Source: RefSeq, a predicted model, not a curated record
AGAUUACAAGGAUCAUUAAAUAGGACAGGUCAUAAGUGCUAUAAAUCAAGUCUCCUCCCCUCUCCUCUCCUCCUCUGUUCUGCAUGGAAAUGUGUGUCAACUGCAACAACGUUUUCUUCCUUCUCCACCAAUAAAUUAAACUUCCUCAUCAUCAGAUUUAUUUUCCACCAUGCUUAGAUCAUUAGCCAGGCACUUCAAGUUUGCUACCAAUGAUUUUUGCAGUAAGAAUCUAAGAUUUUACUCUGCACAACCAGAUGGUUCCGCCACAACAAGGUUACAAGGCAAAGUAGCCUUAAUCACGGGAGGUGCAAGUGGGCUUGGCAAGGCCACCGCCAUUGAGUUCGUAAAAAAUGGAGCCCAUGUCAUUAUUGCAGACAUCGAUCCACAAGUAGGCCAAGAAGCUGCAAAUGCCUUGGGCCCUUCAGCCCGUUUUGUGCAAUGUGAUGUGACGAUGGAGUCCCAAGUAGCAGAAGCUGUACAAGUGGCGAUGGAACAACAUGGAAAACUGGAUAUAAUGUUCAACAACGCAGGCAUAGCAGGGCAGGCAUUCCCGCCCAGCAUUGCAGAGCUUGACCUAGAGGAAUUCGAUAGGGUAAUGCGGAUCAACGUUCGAGGCAUGGUGGCGGGGAUAAAGCAUGCUGCCCGAGUGAUGGUUCCUGUGGGAUCGGGGUCUAUUCUUUGCACGUCAAGCAUAAGUGGGCUUAUGGGUGGGCUUGGGCCACACCCCUACACAAUAGCAAAAUUCACAAUCCCUGGCAUCGUUAAGUCCGUAGCCAGCGAACUAUGCCAGACAGGGGUGAGGAUAAACUGCAUAUCACCUGCUCCAAUACCAACACCAAUGGUGAUACGUCAAAUAGCUGAAAUAUACCAAGGUAUUCCCAAGGAGAAGGUGGUUGAGAUUAUAAAUGGGGUGGGAGAGCUGAAAGGGGCGAAAUGUGAAGAGAUAGAUGUGGCAAAGGCUGCACUCUACUUGGCCUCCGAUGAAGCCAAGUAUGUAACAGGUCAUAACUUGGUUGUUGAUGGAGGCUUCACCAGCUUCAAGAAUCUUACUUUCCCUUCUCUAUCAUCCUGACCUCAUCAUUUUCAUCCCUUUUCCUUUGCCUUCUUCUUUCAUUGUUAUCAAAAACUAAUAAAUCAGCUUUUGUUGCAUUGGAUGCAUAUAUGGCUAUAUAGCCAUCAAUGUUUUUAGCA